Molecule: messenger RNA, 822 nt
Organism: Botrytis porri
Lineage: Eukaryota; Fungi; Ascomycota; Leotiomycetes; Helotiales; Sclerotiniaceae
Exons: 6
Coding region: 1-822 (273 amino acids)
Source: RefSeq, a predicted model, not a curated record
AUGCCACCAAAGAAGAAUGUGAAAGCCCCUGCCGAGGGCAAAGAGGCUUCUUCUCGCCUUACCGCCGCCGCCGCCGCCAACAGCAGCAACAACACCACCUCCACCACCUCCAGCUCCAUCACCGCUGCCGCCGCCACAACCACUACCGCUGUCGCUGCCGUCACAGUUGUCGCCGGUUGCGCGCCCCGUGUCAUAUCCAAUCGCAUGUUGGAUUGCGAUGCCAAAGGCAUUCCGUGGUGUAUCGCCGCCAUGCGGGAAAACUUCAACCAGGCUCUCUGCCGUAGAUCGAAGGAGGUCCAGAGUACUCCAGAGUGGCAGGCCGCCAAUGCUGCUGACCGACGAGCAAUGAUCCAGACUGCACGCUCCCGCAAGGAGCAAGAACAGGACCUGGGCUUUGAUUGGCGAGAGGCGGCAAGAAAUAUGGGCUUUCGGGCUAAGGGCGAUAGCUUUAUUUGGAAAGAGGGCUGUCCGAUUUACGGCACCGCGGGAGCCUCGGAUCCCGCUGAGGAGGAGGAGGAGGAGGAGGAAUUGCCUUUCUCUCUCCCAGACGACGAGCCAACAACCAAGAAACGCCGUCGGGAAGACGAGGAGGGCGACGAAGACGACCCCGACGGGGAUUACACCAGGCUGUAUAUGAGCCGCUCCAUCCCUCGCCAAACUGCCACUGCUGCCUCCGUCCUGUCGUUCCUUCUGGCUCUUUAUAAAGCUGCCGAAAAGCGCAAUAUCUGGACUUGUUUGGUCGACUUCCGCGAGCUGCUGCAGGCUCAAAUAAAAUCAUUUUUCCACUCUUACAUCAUGUACACACGUGCCAAGACUUCUUGA